Colletotrichum scovillei is the source of this 2845-nucleotide messenger RNA. Its product is annotated as BZIP-type transcription factor. Bases 1331 to 2569 code for a protein of 412 amino acids. The transcript has 5 exons. Gene Ontology annotation, molecular function: DNA-binding transcription activator activity, RNA polymerase II-specific; transcription cis-regulatory region binding. Lineage: Eukaryota; Fungi; Ascomycota; Sordariomycetes; Glomerellales; Glomerellaceae. The record is from RefSeq and is a predicted model, not a curated record. Gene Ontology annotation, cellular component: RNA polymerase II transcription regulator complex.
CUUGGAAGCCUCUACCUACUACGUAUGAACUAGGAAGACCAACAGACUGCCCACCUAAGGCUUUCCAAGUCAGAGUUGCGAACGCCUAUUGUUAGCUAGCCGAACUGUGAUUUUCUCUCCCUUCAUUGCCAUCAUUAUUACUGAGGGGCUCAACAUCGAUUCGAUCCGAGGGACGGGCUGCUGCGUACUGCUGCGUACUGCUGCUGCUGAAACCCCGCAUAUUCAUUCACCCUCCCAUCAUCCUUUUCGCUGCUCUCAUCCAGACGACGUACCUACCAAAACUCGUUGGGCUUCCUCAUUGAUUGACCUGACUGGACCAACGACCGCCUUGGCCGCCCGCCCGCCUUCGCCUGCUGCUCUCGACUUCCAAGUUCCGCCAUCUUGUCUUAGAAGAGGGCGGUGGCGCUGCCUCUUGUCAUCUCGAUUCGCGACAAACAUUGGCCACCAGCACAGAAGAGAGCCACAGCAAAAGGACGAAACCAAGGGCUCUUAACGCGCCCCCGUCUUUCUACCUUACCUUCUUGGUGGUUUCUCCGCUCCGCCGUCAUCCGUUCUCUCCUUAUCACCUCUGCCCUUUUCUGUUACUACCAUCUUCCAAAGUUCCAACUCAUUUCCAGACUCCCCCCCCCCCCCCCAACCAACCAACCCCAGGCCCGUCCCCAACCCCAAGCUGUUAGGCGGACAGUGAUUACCUCAGGUCCAGGAUAACUGUGAGCCCAAGCUUGCUUGAUCGAGACUGAACCUGAGCCGGAGCCAGAAAAAGCCAGACUGCAACCGUCCAACCACCCCCCGGACGCACGACAUCCAUCCUCUUCGUCUGGACUGUGUCAAACAAUUCUAAAACAGGGCGGAUUAAUCUACCUAGCCUACCCCGACCCUUCUACUCCCCGCGCCCUGCUCGUCCCCUCGUCGCAACCGCAUAGCAUCCUCAGACAGCUCGGACGCCAGAAUUGGGUUUCACGUUCGAGAAGAGCUUCUCAAAUAACCAUAAUCGUGGUUCGGAAGAGCACAGCGCAUGAUACAGCCGUGAACGGCUCGAUCCCUUUCCACCGCAACAUCCCCUGCUUUAACGGACGACAACCACCGUCACACAGCAUCGCACUGUCAGUCCAAGUGGGAAACUGACCAUCGCGCAUCCAAUCUUCCCAGGUAAGCCCUUCAAGUCAUAUUGUCAGCUCCGGCUGGUCGGGUACGCCACGAAUCGAGACGUAUUUGUAAAGACAUGACCCCCCGCUAUAGCCUUGGUGUUUACCCCUUUCACAUGACGACAUGAAUUGCUGCGCUUCUUAAACCCUUUCUCUCUUCGUUGCAAUGGUUCUAGAACGACACAAUGACUGACCUAGGAAAUUUAGCAGCUUAUCGCUCUCCGCCGAACCAGUCAUCGUCUCCGGCACGCAAACAGUCUGUGGGCGAGCUUCACGAGAGGGCAGCGAUGGCUUCCUCGUUGUCGCCUGACCAGUACGGGAAGCAGCCGUCGCAGGGCCAGUAUGGUGGCGGCGGCUCUGGCUCCGACCAGGAGCGGGGGCCCCUGAGCUCCCUGAAUUUGGGCUUCCUCAAGUCCCUGACAGAAAAGAGAACGACGCGAGACGGCCAAACACCCAAAAGGAGAGGACCGAAACCCGACAGUAAACCUGCUCUCACUCGGCGACAAGAAUUGAACAGACAGGCACAACGUACGCAUCGUGAAAGAAAAGAGCUGUACAUCAAGGCCCUGGAAGAUGAGGUCCUUCGAUUGAAAGAAAUCUUCAGCAAUAUAUCGCAAGACAAGGAUAAGGUGGCCGAGGAGAACAGGCAACUCAAGCAGCUCCUGGUCCAGAACGGAAUCCCUCUUUCUCACUAUGGUGACGAUAUGGUCAGCAACCCUAGCGGAGGCUACACAUCGAGCGCCAGCCAGUCGGGCCACAGCUACGGCCAGAACGCCUACACGCCACCUUUGACGUCGACGACAGCGCCGUCGGUGUCGCCUUCGUCUCACGGUCCGUCUUACCCCCACGGUCUGCCCCCUCCCCUUCCCCAGAUGGGCAGCCAGCAACUGCAACAAAACAGACAAGGGCAGAGCUCUGGUAGAGGUGUGGACUUUGAGCAAGCGGGCAUUGACUUCGUCUUAACUCUCGAGAAACCCUGCAUGAAUCACAUGCCCUGGCUGUUGGAGAGAUCAAGCGAGAUGGGCGGCGAGCCCUGCGGACAUGCGCUGAUGGCCUCAUGCCCCCCGGCGCCCUUCCCGGAGCUUACACCUGACAUUCCGUUCGGGUACAGCAAUGUCAACGGAGACCUGGACUCCCAGCAAAGGACGUGGGAAGUGAGCAAAGGCAGCCUCUCGGCCCUGCUUGAUCUCAGCAAGAAGCUGAACCUCGAUGGGGAGGUCACACCGGUCAUGGCUUGGGGCAUGGUCUUGGGCCACCCCAGGGCCCACGAACUUCGUGCCGAGGAUUUCCAGAAGCUCACUGACGAGCUCAAGGACAAGGUCCGAUGCUACGGUUUUGGUGCCGUUAUGGAGGAAUUCGAGGUCCGGGACGCAUUGGAGAACGUCUUCUGCUCCGGACCGGAAAUGAUGAACUACGCUUACUAGGAGCGUCUGGCAUGAACUCGGGUAACGAGAUGGGGGCACCUCAUCAGGAGAUUCAGUGAAUCUCUGAAUGCAUGACUUGGUGUGAGAAGAGGCCCAAACUAGAAACAUUUGGAGCGUAUUCUGGGAAUCUUGGGGAUUACUUUUGAUACCACGGCCUUAAUGAUAUGUACAUUUUCCAAAGCCCUAAGAGAGAACAUCGUGAAAGCAUGGACUUUGUAUCAGGCUAUGAGAUGUAUUAAGCGACGACUUGUGUAUUGUGAGCAGAUAGGUAGGCGU